This is a messenger RNA of Gorilla gorilla gorilla (western lowland gorilla), 5526 nucleotides long. It is a transcript of the gene DUOX1, whose product is annotated as dual oxidase 1. Bases 39 to 4850 code for a protein of 1603 amino acids. The transcript is spliced from 32 exons. Lineage: Eukaryota; Metazoa; Chordata; Mammalia; Primates; Hominidae. Gene Ontology annotation, cellular component: plasma membrane; NADPH oxidase complex. The record is from RefSeq and is a predicted model, not a curated record. Gene Ontology annotation, molecular function: calcium ion binding; superoxide-generating NAD(P)H oxidase activity; heme binding. Gene Ontology annotation, biological process: defense response; response to oxidative stress; superoxide anion generation.
ACACUGCUCCCUGCUCCACUGCUUUUUGGCUCCCUGCCAUGUCUCCCCCACUGAGCAGCUUAAAGAUCUGGCUUGAGUUUGGACACUACUUUGCCCUGGUUUUUCCCUCUGCACCCUACCUCUCACAUCCACUUCAGGUAUCCACUUUCUGCUGCUCCAAGUGCCAGGCUCACAGCACCCAUAUCCGGCAGGCCUGCCUGUCCUCUCACGCACUGACUUGCCCAGCUGCCCCUUCCCUCCAUUCUCACACAGGAGCUCAGAACCCCAUUUCGUGGGAGGUGCAGCGAUUUGAUGGGUGGUACAACAACCUCAUGGAGCACAGAUGGGGCAGCAAAGGCUCCCGGCUGCAGCGCCUGGUCCCAGCCAGCUAUGCAGAUGGCGUGUACCAGCCCUUGGGAGAACCCCAUCUGCCCAACCCCCGAGACCUUAGCAACACCAUCUCAAGGGGCCCUGCAGGGCUGGCCUCCCUGAGAAACCGCACAGUGUUGGGGGUCUUCUUUGGCUAUCACGUGCUCUCAGACCUGGUGAGCGUGGAAACUCCCGGCUGCCCCGCCGAGUUCCUCAACAUUCGCAUCCCGCCCGGAGACCCCAUGUUCGACCCCGACCAGCGCGGGGACAUGGUGCUGCCCUUCCAGAGAAGCCGCUGGGACCCCGAGACCGGACGGAGUCCCAGCAAUCCCCGGGACCCGGCCAACCAGGUGACGGGCUGGCUGGACGGCAGCGCCAUCUAUGGUUCCUCGCAUUCCUGGAGCGACGCGCUGCGGAGCUUCUCCAGGGGACAGCUGGCGUCGGGGCCCGACCCCGCUUUUCCCCGACACUCGCAGAACCCCCUGCUCAUGUGGGCGGCGCCCGACCCCGCCACCGGGCAGAACGGGCCCCGGGGGCUGUACGCCUUCGGGGCAGAGAGAGGGAACCGGGAACCCUUCCUGCAGGCUCUGGGCCUGCUCUGGUUCCGCUACCACAACCUGUGGGCGCAGAGGCUGGCCCGCCAGCACCCAGACUGGGAGGACGAGGAGCUGUUCCAGCACGCACGCAAGAGGGUCAUCGCCACUUACCAGAACAUCGCUGUGUAUGAGUGGCUGCCCAGCUUCCUGCAGAAAACACUCCCGGAGUAUACAGGAUACCGGCCAUUUCUGGACCCCAGCAUCUCCUCAGAGUUCGUGGCGGCCUCUGAGCAGUUCCUGUCCACCAUGGUGCCCCCUGGCGUCUACAUGAGAAAUGCCAGCUGCCACUUCCAGGGGGUCAUCAAUCGGAACUCAAGUGUCUCCAGAGCUCUCCGGGUCUGCAACAGCUACUGGAGCCGUGAGCACCCAAGCCUACAAAGUGCUGAAGAUGUGGAUGCACUGCUGCUGGGCAUGGCCUCCCAGAUCGCAGAGCGAGAGGACCAUGUGUUGGUUGAAGAUGUGCGGGAUUUCUGGCCUGGGCCACUGAAGUUUUCCCGCACAGACCACCUGGCCAGCUGCCUGCAGCGGGGCCGGGAUCUGGGCCUGCCCUCUUACACCAAGGCCAGGGCAGCACUGGGCUUGUCUCCCAUUACCCGCUGGCAGGACAUCAACCCUGCACUCUCCCGGAGCAAUGACACUGUACUGGAGGCCACAGCUGCCCUGUACAACCAGGACUUAUCCUGGCUAGAGCUGCUCCCUGGGGGACUCCUGGAGAGCCACCGGGACCCUGGACCUCUGUUCAGCACCAUCGUCCUUGAACAAUUUGUGCGGCUACGGGAUGGUGACCGCUACUGGUUUGAGAACACCAGGAAUGGGCUGUUCUCCAAGAAGGAGAUUGAAGAAAUCCGAAAUACCACCCUGCAGGACGUGCUGGUCGCUGUUAUCAACAUUGACCCCAGUGCUCUGCAGCCCAAUGUCUUUGUCUGGCAUAAAGGAGACCCCUGUCCGCAGCCGAGACAGCUCAGCACUGAAGGCCUGCCAGCAUGUGCUCCCUCUGUUGUUCGUGACUAUUUUGAGGGCAGUGGAUUUGGCUUCGGGGUCACCAUCGGGACCCUCUGCUGCUUCCCUUUGGUGAGCCUGCUCAGCGCCUGGAUUGUUGCCCGGCUCCGGAUGAGAAAUUUCAAGAGGCUCCAGGGCCAGGACCGCCAGAGCAUCGUGUCUGAGAAGCUCGUGGGAGGCAUGGAAGCUUUGGAAUGGCAAGGCCACAAGGAGCCCUGCCGGCCCGUGCUCGUGUACCUGCAGCCCGGGCAGAUCCGUGUGGUAGAUGGCAGGCUCACCAUGCUCCGCACCAUCCAGCUGCAGCCUCCACAGAAGGUCAACCUCGUCCUGUCCAGCAACCGUGGACGCCGCACUCUGCUGCUCAAGAUCCCCAAGGAGUAUGACCUGGUGCUGCUGUUUAACUUGGAGGAAGAGCGGCAGGCGCUGGUGGAAAAUCUCCGGGGAGCUCUGAAGGAGAGCGGGUUGAGCAUCCAGGAGUGGGAGCUGCGGGAGCAGGAGCUGAUGAGAGCAGCUGUGACACGGGAGCAGCGGAGCCACCUCCUGGAGACCUUUUUCAGGCACCUUUUCUCCCAGGUGCUGGACAUCAACCAGGCCGACGCAGGGACCCUGCCCCUGGACUCCUCCCAGAAGGUGCGGGAGGCCCUGACCUGUGAGCUGAGCAGGGCCGAGUUUGCCGAGUCCCUGGGCCUCAAGCCCCAGGACAUGUUUGUGGAGUCAAUGUUCUCUCUGGCUGACAAGGAUGGCAAUGGCUACCUGUCCUUCCGAGAGUUCCUGGACAUCCUGGUGGUCUUCAUGAAAGGCUCUCCUGAGGAAAAGUCUCGCCUUAUGUUCCGCAUGUACGACUUUGAUGGGAAUGGCCUCAUUUCCAAGGAUGAGUUCAUCAGGAUGCUGAGAUCCUUCAUCGAGAUCUCCAACAACUGCCUGUCCAAGGCCCAGCUGGCUGAGGUGGUGGAGUCCAUGUUCCGGGAGUCGGGAUUCCAGGACAAGGAGGAGCUGACAUGGGAGGAUUUUCACUUCAUGCUGCGGGACCACAAUAGCGAGCUCCGCUUCACGCAGCUCUGUGUCAAAGGGGUAGAGGUGCCUGAAGUCAUCAAGGAUCUCUGCCGGCGAGCCUCCUAUAUCAGCCAGGAUAUGAUCUGUCCCUCUCCCAGAGUGAGUGCCCGCUGUUCCCGCAGCGACAUUGAAACUGAGUUGACACCUCAGAGACUGCAGUGCCCCAUGGACACAGACCCUCCCCAGGAGAUUCGGCGGAGGUUUGGCAAGAAGGUAACGUCAUUCCAGCCCUUGCUGUUCACUGAGGCGCACCGAGAGAAGUUCCAACGCAGCCGUCUCCACCAGACGGUGCAACAGUUCAAGCGCUUCAUUGAGAACUACCGGCGCCACAUCGGCUGCGUGGCCGUGUUCUACGCCAUCGCUGGGGGGCUUUUCCUGGAGAGGGCCUACUACUACGCCUUUGCCGCACACCACACGGGCAUCACGGACACCACCCGCGUGGGAAUCAUCCUGUCGCGGGGCACAGCAGCCAGCAUCUCUUUCAUGUUCUCCUACAUCUUGCUCACCAUGUGCCGCAACCUCAUCACCUUCCUGCGAGAAACCUUCCUCAACCGCUACGUGCCCUUUGACGCCGCCGUGGACUUCCAUCGCCUCAUUGCCUCCACCGCCAUCGUCCUCACAGUCUUACACAGUGUGGGCCAUGUGGUGAAUGUGUACCUGUUUUCCAUCAGCCCCCUCAGCGUCCUCUCCUGCCUCUUUCCUGGCCUCUUCCAUGAUGAUGGGUCUGAGUUCCCCCAGAAGUAUUACUGGUGGUUCUUCCAGACCGUACCAGGCCUCACGGGGGUUGUGCUGCUCCUGAUCCUGGCCAUCAUGUAUGUCUUUGCCUCCCACCACUUCCGCCGCCGCAGUUUCCGGGGCUUCUGGCUGACCCACCACCUCUACAUCCUGCUCUAUGUCCUGCUCAUCAUCCAUGGUAGCUUUGCCCUGAUCCAGCUGCCCCGUUUCCACAUCUUCUUCCUGGUCCCAGCAAUCAUCUAUGGGGGCGACAAGCUGGUGAGCCUGAGCCGGAAGAAGGUGGAGAUCAGCGUGGUGAAGGCGGAGCUGCUGCCCUCAGGAGUGACCCACCUGCGGUUCCAGCGGCCCCAGGGCUUUGAGUACAAGUCAGGGCAGUGGGUGCGGAUCGCUUGCCUGGCUCUGGGGACCACCGAGUACCACCCCUUCACACUGACCUCUGCGCCCCAUGAGGACACGCUUAGCCUGCACAUCCGGGCAGCAGGGCCCUGGACCACUCGCCUCAGGGAGAUCUACUCAGCCCCGACGGGUGACAGAUGUGCCAGAUACCCAAAGCUGUACCUUGAUGGACCAUUUGGAGAGGGCCACCAGGAGUGGCAUAAGUUUGAGGUGUCAGUGCUAGUGGGAGGGGGCAUUGGGGUCACCCCUUUUGCCUCCAUCCUCAAAGACCUGGUCUUCAAGUCAUCCGUCAGCUGCCAAGUGUUCUGUAAGAAGAUCUACUUCAUCUGGGUGACGCGGACCCAGCGUCAGUUUGAGUGGCUGGCUGACAUCAUCCGAGAGGUGGAGGAGAAUGACCACCAGGACCUGGUGUCUGUGCACAUCUACAUCACCCAGCUGGCUGAGAAGUUUGACCUCAGGACCACUAUGCUGUACAUCUGUGAGCGGCACUUCCAGAAGGUUCUGAACCGGAGUCUAUUCACAGGCCUGCGCUCCAUCACCCACUUUGGCCGCCCCCCCUUUGAGCCCUUCUUCAACUCCCUGCAGGAGGUCCACCCCCAGGUCCGGAAGAUCGGGGUGUUUAGCUGUGGCCCCCCUGGCAUGACCAAGAAUGUGGAAAAGGCCUGUCAGCUCAUCAACAGGCAGGACCGGACUCACUUCUCCCACCAUUAUGAGAACUUCUAGGCCCCUGCCCGGGGGUUCUGCCCACUGCCCAGUUGAGCAGAGGUUUGAGCCCACACCUCACCUCUGUUCUUCCUAUUUCUGGCUGCCUCAGCCUUCUCUGAUUUCCCACCUCCCAACCUUGUUCCAGGUGGCCAUGGUCAGUCACCAUGUGUGGGCUCAGGGACCCCCAGGACCAGGAUGUGUCUCAGCCUGGAGAAAUGGUGGGGGGGCAGUGUCUAGGGACUAGAGUGAGAAGUAGGGGAGCUACUGGCUUGGUGCAAAGUGAAACCUCUGCUUCCAGACUUCAGAAACAAAUCUCAGAAGACAAGCUGACCUAACAAGUACUAUGUGUGUGCAUGUCUGUAUGUGUGUUGGGGCGGUGAGUGUAAGGAUGCAGUGGGGACAUGGAUGCUGGCAUCUUAGAACCCUCCCUACUCCCAGACCUCCUCCUCUUCUGGGCUCCCCACUGUCAGACGGGCUGGCAAAUGCCUUGCAGGAGGUAGAGGCUGGACCCAUGGCAAGCCAUUUACAGAAACCCACUCGGCACCCCAGUCUAACACCACAACUAAUUUCACCCAAGGUUUUAAGCACGUUCUUUCAUCAGACCCUGGCCCAAUACCUAUGUAUGCAAUGCUCCUCAGCCCUCUUCUCCCUGCUCCAGUAGUCUCCUUUCCAAAUAAAUCACUUUUCUGCCUUC